GUAAGAUGGCGCUGGUUGACAUUGUUUAGAUUUUUACACGCUUUCUCUUUUCUUUUUUACUCGAUUAUUUUUAUUUCGUAAGAAAAAUGGACACUCCAUUGAAUCUGGCUCAUCAGCAACAACGAAAAGCCGAUUCAUUCUUAAAAUUGGGAAAAUUUGAUGAAUCGGUAGCUUGUCAUCAGAAAGCUACGGAUUUACUAAAAGAAGCUUUAUUACAAACCAACUCUGAGAAAGCAAAAGAAUCCUUGGAACUUCAGUUAAAUUAUCACGUUCGUCAGCAAGCGGUUGUUCGCCAUAGACAGCAUCAGUAUGAAACCAUUUUAAAAGCUAAAGAAACACUUUCCAAUCAAAUUAAUACUGGUGCAAUCUCUAAUGCAGCUAAUGUCGAAUCACCUCGCAGUUUAAAAAUAGGAAUAGAAACUGCAAUCUAUCGAACUAUGGCAGAAAACGAUUCUCUGUUACAAGUUCUAAUGUAUCGUCCUUCCACUAAUGGAGACAAAAUUGUAGAGAACAUGAACGAUAGUAAAGAUACUACUAAUCUUUCGGACAUUGCUCAGAGUGCUGUAAAGAUGCCAAAGGAUGAUAAAAUGAUUAUAGAAGAGUUACGCAUGAAUAAUUGUGAGCUGCGUAACUUGGUUCAGCAACUGAUAACCGAAUUGGAACAGGAGAACCGAAAUAGUGAACAGCUUCGAGAAGAAAAUGAGAAACUGCACAAAAUGAUAGACGAUCUGCAAAGAAUGAAUAUUAAUAACUGCAUGAGACAUCUACCUGUUCACAUAACAGUCGAUUCUAAUUCUCCUUACAUGUUUUCUCCAGUAACCGAAUUGAGCCCCGGCGGAAGCAUGCGAGAUUUGCCUACCUUACCACCUUUGGACUUGCCGACAUUUGAUUUUAAUACAUGAAAAUUUAUACAUAGAUAAUACAUGUGUUAAUAAUUGUUUCAAGCUUCUGGAAAAUGAAAUUACAAUGCCCAUAAAGAACAUUCACUGCCUCUUAAAUCUUGUGAUUACUAUAAACUUUGUAGAUGUAAUUUAACUUGUAUUGAUCUAUCUUAAUGCGUCCCUGGUGAUUAAAGUGAUUCUUUACAAUGUAUCGAUUAAUUUUAAAGUUUCUGAAUAGAAUUUAUGUUUGAAUUACAGAAAUUAGCAUUUUAGUUAUUCCAACAGGAAAAAAAUACAAAUAUGUACAAUUUAUAUUCAGUAUAUCAAUGAAAUAUUUGCUCAAUUUGUAAUUUUUCCUGGAUAAAUUCCAAUUUUAAGCAAUUGGCAUUAAUAAUAAUUCACUUUAAUUUGUUUGAAAUUUAUUUUAGAUGCUUGAAACAGAUUAUUUUUACUUAAACUAUAGUCUGUUUGCUAUAACUUUGUGCAUGUUUCUGCAAGGAAUAAUUUGCAAAAACAGUACUCUUUGCUAACAAUUGUCUCCCGAACCAAGUUUAUAAUAAUUAACAAAUGGUAACAUUUUUAUUAGGACAUUUCUGUUGCUUAUACAAUGAGAUAGGUUAAUUCAGAAAGCUACAUUUUGUAGCAUACAUGAUGAGCUCUUUGCAUCUUUGUUUUAUGCACAAAGUUAGAGCAAAUGGACAAAAUAAACUUCCGUUUCUGAAUCUGUCUUCGGGGUCAUACAAAAUUGCAUAUAUUUUAUUUACUUUACUUAUAAAAUAAAGUAUAUUUUUGUUAUGAUAAUUUAACAAAUGAAC
Centruroides sculpturatus (bark scorpion) is the source of this 1696-nucleotide messenger RNA. Its product is annotated as nuclear receptor-binding factor 2-like. The transcript is spliced from 3 exons. Gene Ontology annotation, biological process: autophagy. The record is from RefSeq and is a predicted model, not a curated record. NCBI's taxonomy places the organism in Eukaryota, Metazoa, Arthropoda, Arachnida, Scorpiones, Buthidae. Bases 87 to 902 code for a protein of 271 amino acids.